UAAGAUCCAGUGUCUGUAAUCCAGAGUUGCUACCGAACGCAUAUAAUGCCUAGAAUUAUUACGGAAAUAAAUAUACAAUUGGAGAAUACCGUGUACAGAUAUAGCGAUCUUUCAAGAGACGAUGUUUAGUCAACGCCUUGAAGAUCUCGUGUAUCGACCAACUAUUAAUACGUUCCAUUGUGAAAAUAAAAAAACGAAAUAUGUGGCAAUCUAUAACAAGCUGUGAGACUUUUGAAUGAUAUAAAAAUAAUUUCGUAACGCCACGAAUUCGUAGGUCGUUCAUUAAAUCGAUGAGAAAUGAAUGAAAUAACAAAUAAGUGAAACAUAGCUUUCAUCAAUAGCUCUUAUUGAUUACUAAUGAUCAAUACGGUACUGUGAACAUAUUACUGUAGUUCCAAGACAAACCAGGGCGUAUAUUCUCUGCAAAAUAUUCAUCGUUUCCAUAUUUCCAUUAGUUGAAAUAUUUCAGAUGCAGGCGUUGUUAAAAUACAGGAACGCGGAAACUACGUGCUGCGUGCGGAAUCGCAUAUCACUUUCAAUCGAAAACAUUUCAACGUCGACCAGAGCCCGGAGGCAAGCAAUAGUAUUUUUUUCACCGUGCAUUAAAAAAGCGCGCACGUUAGCCCCGUAUUUCUCUGUUUUGAUUUCGACCGGUGGCGCGCGGUGUGCAAAGUGGACUUGAAAAUAACCCCGCCACGAGAGGAGACCACCCAAAUCUAUUAAUAGUUUACCGACGUAAGUAUCUUUGUCGCCGGUUCAGCAUCGACUAUACGCGCGAUUCGGCCGCAAAACCCGCCGAUACAGUCCGCGUGCGUGCACGCGUGUCGUCGCCCGAAGACGUCGUCGCCGCGAUGCAACUGACACCUCCGUCCGCGGAUGAAGUCUCCCGACGCGGAUGAAUUAGGGAGCUGCCAGUUGAGCACGGGAGAACGAAGACCCGAAAGAGAAGACGAGCGAGGGGAAAAGAGGAUUCCCACGAAGAGAUGUCUAUCCGGCGGACGUAACCGUCGUCGCGAGAGCGACUGCUCUCCGAUUGCUCCGACGCACGACGAGAUUUUUGGCGUUCGCGCACAGCAGAAACUGGAGGGAACUUAAAACCGCGCGUUUCGAGUGAAUCUAAAUAAAGAACUAUGCAACGCGACGGCUGAGGCGGGGCGCGGUGCCUCGGGAUAUGUUUGAGAGAGUGAGUAAGAAUGGUACAGCAAGCAACCGCAUGUAGCAACGAGACGAGCGCAUCCCUCAAUGGCGUACCGAACGGCGACCGCAGAGGAGGAACGUCCGGUAUCGUCGUCGCGACGGACGCGGUGGUAGCGCGUGGUGCUGACGGUGAAACGACCUCCCUAACACGCGGUGGCGGCGACGGCGGCGGCAGCGGCGGCGGGAGUGGUAGCGGCAGGUUUUCCCUGUUCAGGUGGUUCAAGCGAAAUCGCGAUUCAACCGUGGAGAAACGACGGAGAACGAGCGCGAGGCCGGACGACGAUGGCGUCGUCCGACGACGUAGCAGCAUCUACUCCAGCGUGGAGAGCGUAGACACCUUUUACAGCACCACCACGGUCCGUAGUUUCGCGUUUCACACGGGAACUCUCGGCCGUUGCAACGUGCUGUCCUUGGAUAUACUCAAGCAGGCGGCCGAGGUCGGCCCGUUCGCCGCGGGAGCCUCGAAGGUGUACCCGGGUAACAAAGAGAACAACGCCUGCACGUUACCGAUUAAUGUACACUCUCGGCAACGAGACAUCACCGCCAGGUACUCGUUGCAACCUACGACCUUCAGCUCGUGCGGAAACUUUCUGCCGACCGAAAAGGACUCGUCGAGAGGACUCGAUGGGAGCGCGAGACUCGAUGGAUCCGCACGGCGACGGGUCCACGUGAAGGGAAAACGGAGAGCGCCCAACCCUCCCGGCGCGGUGAAGAUCGUGGAGGUCGAUGCACGCGAAACGCCGGCGAGAAGCAGCAAUAGACGCAAACGACGGGCGCCACGACCUCCUGAAACAGCGUCGGUGGAACGGUCAAAGCCCGUCACCGAUGGCGGCGGCAUGGAGAUAGAGGAGCGGCAAGAUGCCGACGAAGGACAGUCGAUCAGCAACGACACGUUGAUCCUUCAGGGUGGAAUGUUGCUGUCAAAGAAGGAAGUUUGCGGCAGUCCAAAGGCCGCGAAGAACAACGAGAGCGACGCGGGAGCGUCCAGCGUGACGGUCCUUCAGGAAAAAGCGCAGAGCCCCGUUGGUACCCUGAACAUGCCUCGACCUUGGUACAAGCGCAGCGUUUUCGAGCACUCUCGCGAGCACUCCGGAUCGUCCAAGAGAGGCGCCGUCUUUCGCAGCCCAAUGACGUCUGCCGAAAUGAAGGAGGAGUGUAAGCUCGGGAUGAAUGUAAAUUCUUCUCCGAGCUAUUCCAUUGAUGCUUCUCUAUCGAGACUAAGUUUCUUCCAUCGCGGUGAGCGGCAGAGCGAUGAAAGAAAACGACAGGAGGCCAAACGAAAGUCCGGCUUGUCCAUCCUGACGAACAUCAGCGAGCUGGAUAAAGAAGCGGCGGCGAUCGUGCAGGAGGAGCAGGCGCGAACGCGGGCGUCGAUGUUGUUGAAGACCUCAAAAUUUGCCGACGAGUUCGAAAGGAGGAACGACGUCAACGAAGAACUUGUUCAGGACAUGGUCACCUCGGCGAUUGAGAGCUCGUCGCCUAGACGAGGCACGCGCGCGUUGAUAUCAAAAUUCAAUGCCAUCAGUAAUAUCACUAAGGUCACGGUCAACGCUAAUUUCUUCAACGCUAAAAGGGAUCAGCCGGGUUAUAAGCUUGAUCGCGAUGCAACGAGAAACAGCAAAUUCGAAGAGAUCGGAGAUUGGAGGAAUCAGAGAUUCUCGGUCCAGCAAGAUCUCGGCCAAAGCGUCCGCGUUGAUAAGGAUAUCUCCAGGUACUUUUUGCCGCAGCAGAGAUCGUCGAGGAAUAGAACCGAACCGAUUCAUAAACCGGACGUAAAGUCGGUUGACGUCAAAAUUACCUCCGGCAAAGAGCAGAAUGAUCAGCUGAUGAAGGACGCGUCUAGUAGAAUAUCGUAUUUACAAAGUCAACUCGCUGCAAAUCGCACGAAUGAGUCUGUAACUGCUCAAAAGGAUAUCGCGUUUCCAGAAGAAAAGAUUAGAUCGCGGCAAGAAAUCACCAAAGAAAUGAAGGGCAAAGAAUCGCCGAGAUUGAACAAUGAAACAAGAAGAAGAUUUCUACUUUCCCGUGCUCGUAACUUAGCUGAGGGCGCGGAAAGCGCGUUAGAUCCCUUCAGAGAAAAGGCGGAAGGGGUGCAGACGGAAUUUUCGGACAUUUUCGACGAGAUCGACCGACAGUUGCGCUCUAGAGAGUUCAAACUCAUCGAACGGAGACCGGCAGCCGAAUUUGACGGUGUCGCAGGCAAAGUUCCGGAGGAUGAAGCCGUAUCGAGCAAAGUGGCUAAAGUGCUUGAUAUCCUGGUGGAAGCCGAGAAGGACGGUAAAACGAGAACGGUGAUACAGCCGGAAAGAUCGAUGCGAGACAAGGGAACAACGUCGCGUUUGAUUGAUUCAGACCGGAAAGCGAAGUCCAGCAAGACAAAAUUAACCGUUCUCAAUACCGUCGAGGAUCCAAUUACCGUGGAUUUGAAGGAGAUGCUGAAGGAGAUGAAGCACUCGUUACCGAAACGGCCCAAGUCGAAGAAGACUGUGUCAAACGACGGCGAUGUUCUCGAAAAAGUUGAGAAGCACUCACCUGUACCUGCAAACAAGACCUCCUACAUCGCCUCGGUAACGGCAACGAAGACGACGGCGGCGACGACGUCGUCGAACGAUUACGAGACAGAUAAGCAAAAGGUAUCCUCGUCAGCGCAAACCAGCGGAAACAUUCGCAGAUUAAAUCAGCCUUCGACUUCCGCCGCGCGGCCGUCCACGUCGGGAUGGAAACACGAGAACGUGCUCUACAGAACUUCUGGCAAAGGUUCGGUCCUUGUGAAAAAUACUUUCCAACUGAUACGACCGCGCGAUUUCGCCGAGAUAGAAGCUUCGAAGACCACGAAGGAGGUAUCCAAGGAAAACACUUAUGCCAAUGUGAUAGAACCGUCGCUGUACGCCAAUACUCACGUCGUCCCUCCCAAAUCGCCGAAACAACGAUCGGAUCCGACGACAUCUAAGGAUAUUUUGCAAAGUAAUCAGCCCGAAGAGCGGUCCAAUAUUACAAACGAGAGUAAAACCAUGUUGAACAAUGAUCAGCUUACAAAUGAAGAUGAUAAUUCAACAGCGAGGAACAUGAAUACUCUGGCUAUAAAUCGAUUAUUAAGAAAGCUGGAAGGGGCCAUAGCGUCGGGCCAUCAUCAGCAAGCAGCGGGAUUAGCGAAGGAAUUGGCAAGGCUCAAGAUCCAUUGUUCCGUGAUACGACAGCGUUCGGCGGCAUGUUUGAAGGAUCAGUCGAUUAAAGUCAAUAUGUAUAUCGAAGACAAACUCGCUCACCAAGGGCCCAUACCACUUCAGCUGCCGACGAGAAUGACGGUAGCUGAGCUGAAGACAAAGGUACAUACGGAGUUUGAGAUACCCACGAACGUGCAGCGAUGGAUCAUUGGGAAAAACUUGGCCGAUCGCGACGGGGCCACUCUCGACGAGUUACACGCAGUGGACGGUUCGCCGGUGUUUCUCUAUCUCGUAGCACCCGAAUUACAAGUCGACAAUGCAGCACAAGCGAACAAGCCACAGCCAGCAGAGGAAAUUCCCGAGGAAUUGCCACAAGAUCCACCACACACAGUGGAACUAGCGGAAGCCUUGCAAACAAUCGAAGAAAAGCAAGAAACUAAGGAGACAGAUAAAAUAAUAUUGACAACAAAUGAGCAUCAGCAAGAAACAGCAGAGACAGACAUGUCGGAAGACGCCAAGAUAGGACGAUACGAGGAAUUGAUAUCGUUGGAGAACUGGGACGUCAUUCCGAAUUCCGAAUCAAUCGAGUGCCCAAUAUGCUUCGUUACAUAUGGUCCGCGCGAAGGUGUAAUUCUGAGGGAUUGUUUACACAUGUUCUGCAGACCAUGCAUCGUCAAUACGAUCGCGUAUUGCGAAGAAGCGGAGGUGAAAUGCCCAUACAGAGACCCCGAUUAUACGUGUGAAUCGACCCUUCAAGAACGUGAGAUCAAGGCGCUCGUCGAGCCGGAAGUUUAUCAGCAGCACCUCGCGAAAUCGAUCGCGCAAGCGGAGAACAACGCCGGAAAUAAGGCCUUCCAUUGCAAGACACCGGAUUGUCCUGGUUGGUGCAUUUACGACGACGACGUGAACAAUUUCUUGUGUCCUGUAUGCGGAGCCAAUAAUUGUCUCACCUGUCAGGUCGUUCAUACCGGAAAGAACUGCAAACAAUAUCAGCAAGAAUUGCAACUUUCUAAAGAGACCGACCAAGAAUCUAAAAGGACAGCAGCAAUGCUCAAAGAGAUGGUCGAUAGAGGAGAAGCACUUGCGUGUCCCACGUGUGCCGUCGUCCUUAUGAAGAAAUGGGGUUGCGACUGGCUGGUUUGCUCCAUGUGCAAAACGGAAAUAUGUUGGGUAACCAGAGGACCGCGCUGGGGCCCAGGAGGUAAAGGGGACACAUCCGGCGGCUGUAGAUGUGGUGAGAACGGAGUCAAGUGUCAUCCCCGUUGCAAUUACUGCCACUAAAGAAUUACAACUACCAUGGCAAUCGAGCAAACGCGAAGUUAACGAUGAUAAUAAGGUGUCCUAGAAAUGCUUUUAUAUUAUUAUUCAUAUUGACACAUAUAAUUUAUAAACUCGAUGCGACGUACGACGAUCUUUUAUACGUGCGUUUAGUGUAAGCUCGAACCCCGAUAAAUCAGUAUGCAAUAGGAAUUAUACGCUGCUUGCUCAAUGAUUAUAAUCUUAUCGCGGCACCGUCCUUGACAGGAUCGAAAGUGAGAUUCUAAUAAAAAGAGGAACACACUUAA
Molecule: messenger RNA, 5926 nt
Organism: Temnothorax curvispinosus
Lineage: Eukaryota; Metazoa; Arthropoda; Insecta; Hymenoptera; Formicidae
Exons: 9
Coding region: 1194-5642 (1482 amino acids)
Biological process (GO): proteasome-mediated ubiquitin-dependent protein catabolic process; protein linear polyubiquitination
Cellular component (GO): LUBAC complex
Molecular function (GO): ubiquitin-protein transferase activity; ubiquitin binding
Source: RefSeq, a predicted model, not a curated record